This is a messenger RNA of Coccidioides posadasii C735 delta SOWgp, 285 nucleotides long. RefSeq lists its product as uncharacterized. Gene Ontology annotation, molecular function: 5-oxoprolinase (ATP-hydrolyzing) activity. Lineage: Eukaryota; Fungi; Ascomycota; Eurotiomycetes; Onygenales; Onygenaceae. Gene Ontology annotation, cellular component: cytosol. The record is from RefSeq and is a predicted model, not a curated record. Gene Ontology annotation, biological process: glutathione metabolic process.
AUGCAGAUUGGUGAAAUUGCAGAGUCUAUGGGGUUCUCCGUCGCUCUAUCUUCGAAAUUGCAGCCAAUGAUUAAGAUCGUUCCUCGAGCCAUGUCUGCCGCUGCGGAUGCUUAUCUGGCCCCCGUUAUAAAAGCGUAUAUCGAUUCAAUUUCCGACAACUUCGAUGGCGGUUUCGACGGACAGGAAGAUUGUCGUUUCGAAUUCAUGCAGUCAGAUACCUGUCCCGAGGUGUACGGCAACUGGAACGCAGCAGUUGCCAUUACUCAUUCCGCGAUUAUCUAUUGA